This is a messenger RNA of Rotaria socialis, 924 nucleotides long. Lineage: Eukaryota; Metazoa; Rotifera; Eurotatoria; Philodinida; Philodinidae. The record is from the annotation of a GenBank genome assembly.
AUGUCGGCGUCAUUAUCAACAUCACCCAAAACACAAUCACGCGACAGUAUUCUUAACAUUUUUCAUGAAAUUACAGGAAUGAAUUUUGAAGAUUGUCUUCAUUUUCUUAAUCAAUAUAAUUGGAAACUUCAGAAUAUUUUAGAAGAUUUUUACAAAGGAAAAGAAUUUAAGAAUAAAUCCAGUCAAAAUUCAAAUGAAAAAAGCGUUGAAAAUAGGCGUGAAUCUGCAAAUACCCAACAUCCAAACUUAGGUAGUUUUUAUACGAAAAGAGUCGAACAACAACAAUUCACUGAAGAUUAUGAUCAUUACUUUGCUGGACUGUUACAACGAUUCGGUGAUACUGAUGAAUUAGCAAGAAAAAAUGGGACACAUAGGCAGCAUUAUCAACAAAUUCCACAAACUCAAAAACUUCAAGAAAAAUCAUCGAAAGACAAAUCUAAAAAUGAGGAGAUUUAUCAUGAAAAACAAGAAUUACUUCGAUGUGGUAUUCAUUCAUUAAAUAAUCUUUUUCAAAUUCCACAUUUAUUUACUCAUAAACAUCUCGACGGUAUUGUACGCGAAUUUGAUAACAGACACAACAAUAAUGAUUAUGGAAUCCUAUGGAUAGGUGAUUACGAUUUACGGAUAUUAAUCGAAGCUAUCAAUCGAUGUGGACAUCUUGUUCGGCAAAUAAAUUUUUAUAAUGGUGAACCACUUCAAAAUCUUCCAUGGGAUUCUUAUUUUGGUUUAUUGAUUAAUUUAAAUGGUGCUCAUUGGUUUACAAUUAAAAAUCUGAAUGAAAUUUAUUAUAAUCUUGAUUCAACAUUUACAAAACCAUUAAAAAUUGGACUCAAAGAUGAUCUAGUUAAAUAUUUAAUUAGCUUUAUACAAAAUUUCACUAAUGUGUAUAUAUUUACUGUAUUAAAACAAACAUAUCGUUCGUAA